This is a messenger RNA of Rattus norvegicus (Norway rat), 7385 nucleotides long. The record is from RefSeq and is a predicted model, not a curated record. NCBI's taxonomy places the organism in Eukaryota, Metazoa, Chordata, Mammalia, Rodentia, Muridae.
CUUUGAAUGGGGAGACUGAGCGCGAGCGAGCGAGGCGCGCGCGCACACAUACGCGCACACACAGCCGGGCUCGCUCCGAGAUCCCCGGCCACGUAAGUAACUAUUAAUACCGCCUCGCCCGGGGAUGCGGGCGUGCUGAGCGCCGGGAUUGGCCUAGGGCACCGUGGCCAUCCCCUUUAAUUUUUAAAUACACGGUCCUCUCCUACUUCUGGGUGGCAAGAAAGAAAAGAAAAGAAGACAAGCCGUCGAUUUUUAUUUUUCCUCCAGAACAAGCCCGCCGUGCAAUUUGGUCGCAAGGCAUCGGGAGACAAGAGUGGUUUGCAAAUUGUUCCAAGCCUCAAGACCCAGCUGUGCAGCGGAAAAAGAACGCCGCGGGUUAACAGAGUCCGGGGAGCAUCUGCGGCCAGCUCCUGCAGGACCCCCGGAAAUCUCCUGCCGCUGGUCCCCCCAGGUCACCGCCCGCACUUCUUGCUUCAUCAGAGGAGGAUCUGGGACGUGAGCGGCGACAGCAAGAGCUAGUGCUGACCGCGCGGGCUCAGCUUUGGGCUUUGUCGCGGUACCUGUGCCUGCCCUACUCCGCACUCCCUACUCAGCUUUUGCAAUCUUUUGUUGCCACUGCUGACCGCCCCAAGUUAAAUGCUCCUUUGCUAUUUUGCUUUUUUUUCUGUCCCUUUUUUUUUUUUUUUUUUUGAGAGCGAGAGGGAGAGCUCUGCGAUUUUUUGGAAAAGCCUCAGACGCCAUCUACAGUUAAGACUUAGGUAACUGCCCUCUCUAGCACCCCCUUCCACGCCCCCCACCCUUUCUACCAAAAAGGGGGGGUGCAGCGCGGAUUCUGGCUGCCGCGCGGCGUGAGCCGGUAGACCCGUGCUUAUUUCCUUUUUCUUUUUGUUUGGUUUCUAACGCGUGGAGGGCGAGCCGGCGCCGCACGCUCCCUGAAGACUGCACAAACUCCAGGCAGGGCUCCUCCGCCCGGUCUGCGGAUCCUCAGCUGGGGAUCGCUCAGGAUCCCGGCGCUGCAGCUCCGCACCCCAGAGGCACGCUCACUCGUCCAGAUCCACGCGGCGAACAGAGACCCACUGACUCCAGAGUGCGGUUCUGCACUGCGCUGGCGGCUUCUGGGUAACAAAAGGACCCGAGUUGUCGGCCGAGCGAGCACCCCCGGGAGCGGGGCUCGCAGCCGGGGACCAGCCCUGCGGCGCCCAUCUGGGGGCUAGUUCUUAACUCUCCUCUACGGAGCCCCAGACGGGUCCCCUCCCUUCUUGAUCCUUUUAAGUCUGUGGCACAGAGGCGCCUGCACCCGCGGCUCAUCCAUCUCUCCAGUGGGGUUUUUCUUUUUGGUUUGUUUGUUUUGUCGUGUGCGAUCCCCACACUCAUGAACAUACACAGGUCUACCCCUAUCACAAUAGCGAGAUAUGGGAGAUCGCGGAACAAAACCCAGGAUUUCGAAGAGCUGUCGUCUAUAAGGUCCGCUGAGCCCAGCCAGAGUUUCAGCCCGAACCUUGGCUCUCCGAGCCCGCCCGAGACUCCGAACUUGUCGCAUUGCGUUUCCUGCAUCGGGAAAUACUUACUGUUGGAGCCUCUGGAGGGAGACCACGUUUUCCGCGCUGUGCAUCUGCACAGCGGAGAGGAGCUGGUGUGCAAGGUGUUUGAGAUCAGCUGCUACCAGGAGUCCCUGGCCCCCUGCUUCUGCCUGUCUGCCCAUAGCAACAUCAACCAAAUCACAGAAAUCCUCCUGGGAGAGACCAAAGCCUAUGUGUUCUUCGAGCGGAGCUAUGGAGACAUGCAUUCCUUUGUCCGCACUUGCAAGAAGCUGAGGGAGGAGGAGGCAGCCCGACUGUUCUACCAGAUUGCCUCGGCGGUGGCCCACUGCCAUGAUGGGGGGCUGGUGCUGCGUGACCUCAAGCUGCGGAAAUUUAUCUUCAAGGAUGAAGAGAGUAGGUGUAAACCACAGGCUUGCAAGUGAACAUCAGAAGUAGAUAGACCUUGGACCUAUCAAACAGUCAGAGGCUUGCUAUGCAGCCUUGGCUUGCCUCAAACCUGCAGUGAUCUUUGUGCCUCUGUCUCCUUAGUGCUGAAGUUACAGGCAUGCACCACCAUGACUGUAUGAUGUCUUCUCUGUAGCUAAUUAAAGAUGGUCUAUGUGAAGCCCCCAGCACUCGGCCUUUGCACUUGCUGAUCUUAAAGAUAUCAUUGCCAUCCCUGCUUCCAGCCACUGUCUAAUGGCAUAGAAUUUUAUAAAUCUGAAACUUGGACAUUCAUUUGUUUAUUCAAGGAAUGCUUGCUAAGCACCAGUUAUGUGCUAGACCCUUCUAGAUGCUGAAGACUGUUAUGCCAAUGAGGCUGGUGUCUUGUUUUAAUAGGAUCCACAUGGACCAGAAUGACUCUAUCCUAACUACUGUGCUUAAAUAAACUUACUUCUAUUUAGUUGCCAUAUUUAUUUGUGUUUAUUUACUGUGUGUGUGUGUGUGUGUGUGUGUGUGUAGAUGCAUGCAAGGCUGCACAUGUAUGCAUUCUGGCACAUAGAUGCUGAGGUCAGAGGACAAUUUGUAGGCGUCAGUUCUUUCCUUAUACCAUGCAGAUUCUUUGUUUGUUCGAUUUCAGAUUCUUCUUUGUUCAGUUCAUCAGACUUGACAGAAAGUGCCUUUAACCACUGAAUCAUCUUAUUGGCUCACACAGUCCACAUUUGAAUUAAUGAACUUAAAGCCACUUACCAUAGACUUUGUACAUUUUAAGAACUUGAGGCCCAUUAUUUUCUAGCCAGGUUUCUGACAACUUUGAAGUCAGGGAAGGUAGCUGUACAGUCUAUGCUGUGAAACACAAGGGCAGCUUCAGGUACCAUGCUCCUAGUCAUAUGUGUAAGAUUCUGCCUCUUGAACCUAACUCCCUAGAAAGAAUGUUGUGGCCUAGUUGUCCAGAUGUACACUUAGUGGAGCCAGCACCUAGUGUCUACCUGAAGCUCAGAUUUCCAAGGAAUUUUGACAUUUAUGAAUGGUACCCCAAUUAACCAAAACCACAGGCAGUCCUGUUACUCCAUGGGUGGCUUCCAUUUUUUUCACAGCACUGUAUGAUAGGGACUUAGCAUUUUCAGUAUGUAAUGGUUGUAUCAAUAGUCCCUCACACCCAAGAAUAUACAUAUCAUAAGAAAAAUUCCCUAUCUGUGUUGAUUUGGAGGUAGAAGGGAGUGGAUAGAAACAUUUUUCAAAUGUGCUUUUCUCAGCCCUUGUGGGGUUUUUUAGAGCCGUUGGAAGAGGUCAAUCUGUUUAAAGUUUCUCUGGGCUCCAGACAUAGCUCUUAAGUAUUCUUUAAUGAUCCUAGAUAAAAUGCUGGGGCUGGAGGAUGAGGGACUUAGAUCCGGAAAUCAUAUGCCAUUGCAAAUAUUUAUUAAGUACUUAUUCUGUCUGUGAUGCUAUACAUUGGAAAGGCAAGCAUCAGUAUAAGAAAGCCCAUGAUGGGAAAGAUGGUGGGCUAGGCAAUUCCCUAUUUCAGCCGUAGGAGUGUGGAAGAAAUAGCAACCUGGGGAGACAGGGUGCGGAGAGAGCUGUUGGGGAGAGUGGGGCUCAUCUACAGAAACAGUAAUGAGACUGACAGGUGGCUAGGGCCUUGGAUAUAUUCCCUGAUCUUGUCCUAGACCUGAAACCCACUGACCAACUACUAGAGUCAUAUUUGAAUGGUGGGAGGUGUACAAGCAAAACAACCAGGGAUAGUGAGGCAGGAAGCUAUAUUCUCUACAUCUGAAACACAUCAGCACUAAAGCUAAGAGUAUGACCAGACUUUUUGGUUCUCUGAGCUUCUUGGUUAUGUGCUAAGCCAUCUGCAGGGAUCCCUGGUUUUUGGGCUGCCUGCCAGGCGAAGCAUCUUCUGGCCUAGGCUUAGAGAGGAACUUUCAGGUAGAGACCCAGCCUGAGCAGUAUGAUGUCAACACCACCCUGCAGGCUCACAAGCACUGAUACUGGAGAAGCUUUUCCGAGAUGGGAAUCAAUUGAUUGCUCUGGGGUAGGACACAUCCUUCAGGAGACACUUCUAAGUGCAGGAAGCAAGUGGUGAAUGGGGAAUCAGUGUGGCUUUGUGUUCUAGCUCGGGUUUCCCUGUCUGUUUCCAUGGUGACAAGAGUCAUGAAGCCCUAAGGGCUGCAAGCUGUGGUUUCUGUGGAAUCUUCCAAGCAGUAGAAUGACACUCCAGGUGGAAUGGCUUCCCCUGUGGAUCCAGUGGCCUCAGUGAGUCAGAGGUGCGCCCACAAUGCCAGAGGCUCCAUUGCAAUGGGUGUGUUACUCAGGUGGCUUCCUCAUCCCAGCUACGCCUUGACAGGUCCCCCACCUUUCUCAGCUGCCAGGGUCUCUCCAAUUGUCUUGUGCAUCCAAUAUAUGCAAAACAAGCAGUUGCAGGUUGUGUGUGGGUACAAGAUACUGUAGCUUCGCCUCCCUGGCAUUCCCCUUCCUUUUGACAUCUGUCUUGCACCAUGGAGGGUUUUUCUUGACUCUGUGCCAGCUGCCAUCACUACUCACUGGUGAGCUAUUCCAGACAGGAGAAUCACUGAUACUGGCCCCGGAGCACACAGUUGGUUACUGGAAAAAUCUGUAUAUACACGAAACAAGAUUAAAAGAAGGAUUGGGUAGUGCGAUGUCAUGUAGCAGUGUGGGCCAGGUUUGCGCCAUGUUACCUACAAUGCUGUCCCCAGCCCCCGACACCUUCUGUGACUCACUGUCGUGGGACUCUUUCUUGUACAAUUGACCUGAUUACUGAGGGUACACUUUCAGGAAUAGCAGGUACAGAGUAAGUCCAGCCUGCUGCAGCCGAUCUUUCCUUCUUGGCUCUUGCUCUGCCUGGACCCUGAGGCUGACAACCUUCUCUGACCUCUUCUGCAGCUCUGAAUGAUCUCCUGCAACCGGAUUUCCCGUCCCUGUCAGGCCCACUUUGCUGAACUCCUGGCUGAGCCCCACCCUGUCCUCUCCUCUUCCUGCCAGGAGCUCAGGGUGAGGCUUAAGGGUUUAAAAGCAAAACAUGGUUUGCUGUUGGGGGCUGGGUUCUGUCUCUCUCCUUUCUUCAUUUCUUUGGCUCUUUUCAUUGUCGUAGGUAGGGAAUUGUAUUAGAGGAUAAAAAUAUAUAUAUAUUUUUUGAAUACCAACUCUGCUCUUACUUGCCAGGUAGCAAGUCUCCUCGGCUUUUGGUCUCUUAACCGUUUUCAUUUAGUAAGUAUGUGGAUCAUUCCAUCUCUACACCUCUGUCCACACCAUAACUAUACAUGACAUUUAGUUAACUCAUAGAUGGGUUCAUAUGUCAAUAAGUCAGGUACCGAGUAAAUCUGGAACUGAGCCGUGCCUCCAUCUACUUAACACUACGUCUUUGCAAACUUCUUCAACACCUCUGUUUUUUGAUCAUGGUACCAAGAUGUACUUGGAGGAGACAGUGACAGUAGAAUCUUCAUGACAUGCAUUCAGAGUCAGCUCUUUUCAGUCAGCUGGGUGUGCCUCAGGGUAUUUAAUUCUCCGAGCCUCUGUUUCCUUAUUUGACAUGCAUAGCCUAAUCCUUGCCUUUCGUUUUUGUUAGGAGACACAAAAAGGCAGGCUGUUCAACCCCAGCAUCUGACUAUUCCAGUCCACAGUGUAUGGGUACUACUGCUUUUCAAAUCAUUGCAUUAUGAUUGUGAGGGUGUCCUACAGGAAGCAGUACAGCCUGACAGCUGCAGAAUAAUUAGGAAUAUAGAAGCUAGAAAAGCCCUUUUCAUAUUAGUUAUUUGAUCAUGUUUCACGGGAGAGAAACAAUUGAAAGAGCCUUGGGUUACAUUGCAAACUAGACUUGGUAGUUGGAGGGUCUUUGGGACCUUGUUUUUGAGGGAGGGCACUCUUGCUCCCACAGGUGCCAGGAGAGGAAUCGAAUUCUGCUAGUCCUGGCUCCCCCCACUCAGCUCUGGGCUAUGAUGAUACAGGGCUGUCACUAGGCUGCUAACCCCUGAGUACACAGGCUGUCCUCUUGUGAGCCUUGUUAAUCUGUGAGGUCUAAAGCAAGGCAGCUUGUUACCUUCUUAUGCAAGAGACAGACAGAAGAGGGCCCAGGGAGAUCUAGCUUCCCUGGUCUAGUGCUGUCUGUCCUAGGCUUCUGCCUUCCUUGGAAUUUAUAGUUAUUCAGUCCCCAUUGUCCUUGUCUUCUCCUCCUGCCCAGCAUGUCACUUUCAUAAAUAUGUCUUCUUCAUAAAUCAUCCCUAUCUCCUCCACCCCGAUAAUGGACAUCCUGAGUGUCUGAGAGGCAGGGCUGAGCUGAGCGCGUAACUAAAAGCACGAGCAUCUCAAGCAAGCGUGAACAAGUAUGGCGGUCCCAGUGGAGAGAGGGGCCAGAGCAUCACCUCUGAUUCCACCUGCCCAGGCUUGCAUUCACACAUUCUCCUCUGUCUGCAACACUCAGCUCUGGAGUUGAGAGCCGGAGUCUGUUUUACAUUCGGGUCUGUAUAGUUACCACCAUCCUAUAGGCAGUUCUGCUACACUGGGCUCUCUGGGAUAUCCCGUCUUGAGUUCCUUUAUUUAAUGCUCAGCAAAACAAAGAGGAUGGUUGUGGCCUUAUGUGUCAUGAGCAUAUCCCUGGUGCCUAGUUUGGGAGCUCUAUGGAAGUAAAUGCUCCUGAACGUCUUCUAAAUGCCUGAAUGAUUAGUGGGCUAUUUGAAUCACCAGGUCCACAGAUGCUCUUGUUGGUUUUUAUGGAAAUCAACUUCUUUGCCAGGGAAAUUCAUCAUCCCCCAGACUGUUUAAGAGACUUCAGGAGAAGCCUGUUCAUUCAUAUCUACACUGAUCUCUUGUCUGCAAAGUCCCUUCCCUGUGCUCAGUCCUGGGAAAAGAAGCAGAGACAGCUCCAUUCCCCGAGAGGAGAUAGAGGGUCAUCAGACUUGGAAGCCCUGAGUAGCUCCUGUGGUUGCACAACAGGACCUCAGGCACUGGGGCUGAAGCCCAAGCCUCCUGCCUCACUUCCCUCUGCUCCAGCACAUGGAGAACAUCCCGGAAGAUCAGUGUUUAAAGAUAGAAUCCAGACCACUUGCCUCGACCCUUGUUAGAAGUGAUAUAAACAAGCCUAGGAUGUUCCGGGGAGGAGCAAGGUCAGGGAGAGCCUCUGGGGAUGCAUUUCUUUUCCAUCCUGUCUCCAGGCUGCUCUUCCCCUCUCCUCUGCCCUGCCUUGGAUGCUGAUGCUGUGGAAGGUAGUAAAAGCUUGACUGUGCCUACCUGGAUGAAGCCUUCUGAGUAUCAGUGGCUGAGUUGGCUCAAUGGGAAGAAUGAGCACCCAGCCCCGCUAUGACUGACUUGGCCUCUGGGGCUAGGGCUCCUGGUACACACACACACACACACACACACACACACACACACACACACACACACACACACAUACACACACACACACACAAACCA